AUGACAGAGGCUUCAACUCGCCCGAAUAGCACAAUAUACGUAGGCGGACUCGACACGAGUCUCGUCACGGCUGCAACUCUCUCAGAGGCGUUCAUUCCAUUUGGCGAAAUAGUAGAUAUAACACUCCCGAAGCCUGAGGCACCCUCCUCAACCGACCUUCACCGUGGCUUUGGAUACGUCGAGUUUGAAGAUGCAGCAGACGCAAAAGAGGCCAUCGACAAUAUGGACCAAAGCGAGCUUUAUGGCCGGGUUAUAAAGGUUGCACUAGCGAAGCCGGAUAGAAAGGAAACUGGAGAAGUUGGUCUUGGAAGCACAACUGCAAUAUGGGAACAAGAGGGCUACUUGGCCAAAUAUGCAACAGAGGACAAGGCGGCAGUUGAGCAAUCAAAAAUUGAGAAGCCAGAAGACCCCAUGGAAGGUUUAGAGGACCUGGAUGUUGCUGGGCCGAAAUUUGAGUGA
Molecule: messenger RNA, 459 nt
Organism: Rhinocladiella mackenziei CBS 650.93
Lineage: Eukaryota; Fungi; Ascomycota; Eurotiomycetes; Chaetothyriales; Herpotrichiellaceae
Exons: 2
Coding region: 1-459 (152 amino acids)
Molecular function (GO): RNA binding
Source: RefSeq, a predicted model, not a curated record